AACAUGGCCAAGUAUUUAGCGCAAAUUAUUGUUUUGGGUACACAGGCGAUUGGACGUGCCUUUGCUAAAGCCCUUAAACAAGAGAUUGCCGCAUCACAAGAGGCUGCUCGACGAGCCGGUGGUGGUCGUCAGGGUGAGAAGAGGGCAGAGGCCAAUGCCAGAACGGGCAUGACACUGGAAGAAGCAAAACAAAUCCUGAAUGUCGAAGAUCUGAAGAGUAUAGAAGAAAUUACCAAAAAAUAUGAACAUUUAUUUGCCAUGAACGAUAAAGCCAAAGGCGGUUCAUUUUAUCUGCAGUCGAAAGUUUUCCGUGCUAAAGAACGUAUCGAUCAGGAAUUGAAGGAGGCUUUAAAGGCAGCAAAAACAAAAUCAACGGCAGAAGAUGCAACGGGGUCUGGUGAUAAACAACGAUGA
Molecule: messenger RNA, 414 nt
Organism: Musca vetustissima
Lineage: Eukaryota; Metazoa; Arthropoda; Insecta; Diptera; Muscidae
Gene: blp
Product: mitochondrial import inner membrane translocase subunit Tim16
Exons: 2
Coding region: 4-414 (136 amino acids)
Biological process (GO): protein import into mitochondrial matrix
Cellular component (GO): TIM23 mitochondrial import inner membrane translocase complex
Source: RefSeq, a predicted model, not a curated record